Tigriopus californicus is the source of this 849-nucleotide messenger RNA. RefSeq lists its product as uncharacterized. The transcript has 3 exons. The record is from RefSeq and is a predicted model, not a curated record. NCBI's taxonomy places the organism in Eukaryota, Metazoa, Arthropoda, Copepoda, Harpacticoida, Harpacticidae. Bases 212 to 655 code for a protein of 147 amino acids.
AGUGUGACAAAUUUGAAUUGGCUUUUUGUCAUUAACUCGAUUGAGAGCUCGAGCACUCGAGAUUGAGGGGGAAGAGUCAAUAGCGAUACAUAAGAGUCUCUGAAAAAGUUUUUUUCCAUCAAGAACUAGUGGGGUGAGAGAUCUCUCCCCACACCCGGUAGAAGAUAACGCCAGAGAAUGGGAAUCAUUUGAGUUGUAUUCGAGAGACGAGAUGAGUGCUGGAAAGCGAUCCAAAUUAAAAGUGCCGAUCGUCAAGAGCCCUUCUCAAAGUGGGACCAGAAUUGGAACCAAGGUGGAACAUGAUAUCUUUGAAGAGGAAGCUCUUGAGGCUUUGAAGAAGCAAGAGGAAAAUGAGAUGGAACAGCUUCCACGAAUUGGAACAAUGAAAGCGAAAUCUGCAGUCGACUUAUUCGUUGUGUCUGAGCAAGAAUACAAUCCUAUAUUAAGACGGAAGCAAAGUGAAUUGAACCAGAAAAAGGACGAUAUUUCACCCAAGAUUAACGUAGGUCCAAUCAGACCAACCGUCCCCAAAUCUUCAAAUUUAGGUGAUCUUUUUGAGAAACAUGACGAUGAAGACAACCACCACAUUGUUGAUAGAGUUGACAACCUGAGUUCCGAGGACAUUGCCGAAUACAUUGCAAAAUAUGAGAAGUGACCCUCUCAAGAGGAUGUUCCACUUUCCCCAGCUUUCGCCAGAUGGGGACAAUAAUGGAACACACGUUCACCAGAGAUCAUACACGAAAGCAGUGCCAUCAAGCGGCGGAAAACAAAAUAUACUACGUUUCUAAAAAAAGCGUCAUUGUGUCAUGGGCUGGAAAAUAAAGGACAGGUUUGAGCCUUCAAAAUAAU